Molecule: messenger RNA, 442 nt
Organism: Tricharina praecox
Lineage: Eukaryota; Fungi; Ascomycota; Pezizomycetes; Pezizales; Pyronemataceae
Exons: 1
Coding region: 106-405 (99 amino acids)
Source: RefSeq, a predicted model, not a curated record
GGUGGGGUUGGGGUUUGUGGGUGUUGAGGUAUUGUGGUAUUGCGGUAUUGCGGUAUUGAGUAUUGGAGUGUUGGAGUAUUACGGGUAGUUAUAUGGGAUGGAUGGAUGGGAUGGAUACUCUGGACACGGACACGGCCGGAGGACGGACGGAGCAGGAGGAGGGAGCCACGGAGUUUUUGUUCGGCGUUUAAUCCCGUGCUGUUGUUGGUGUUAUUCGUUGCGGCGAGUAUUGGCUCCACUGGCUUUGGACGAGUUAUUCUGCUUCUGCGUCUGAAGUCCGGUCUGGCUGCGUUUUUUUUUUGUGUUCGGGUGGGAUUUAUUGGGCGGGGAGGAGGAGGGAGGAGGGGUGGGUUACAGGUGUGCGAGUGUCUGGCUUCUUUUUUUUUGUCGAUCGAUUUGACUUGACGCACAUCACGAGCAGGGUGGUGGAUGAUGGGUUUAC